Messenger RNA from Cladophialophora carrionii CBS 160.54, 2652 nucleotides. RefSeq lists its product as uncharacterized. The transcript has 2 exons. Gene Ontology annotation, molecular function: protein binding. NCBI's taxonomy places the organism in Eukaryota, Fungi, Ascomycota, Eurotiomycetes, Chaetothyriales, Herpotrichiellaceae. The record is from RefSeq and is a predicted model, not a curated record. Bases 1 to 2652 code for a protein of 883 amino acids.
AUGGUCGCAUAUUUGGAGUCUAUAGUGCUCGUUGGGUUGUUGACCGCAACUGCACGAAGCAUUUCAGUUGAGCAAAACUACACAAUAUGUAACUGGGCUCGCUUGAGGGCUGGAGUGGUACGAGAUGCUGUUUACCUCGAUGGUGGUCUCCUUUGGUGGCAGACUGCCUUCGCAGAUGGAACUGCACCCGUCGUGAGCAGCGACGGGAACGUCGAUGGGGAUAUGUUUGUGCUGAACUUUUCGACGCCUUUUGAUACUGCCAAGACUAAUGUAUCGGGCCUGUUGAAUCGGAUGGCAAAAGCGGGAGGGGCAGGAAACAAUAUCGCGCCUAACUACGUGGAUGGAACUAUGUUCACUAAUGAUGGGGAAUUAUAUUUAUACGGGGGCCUACCUCGCCUGACCGACUCUGCCUCGCCGCAAAGCGAAGAGAGCAUCCUUGGCUACGAGGCCUACCAGUAUGGUCCGAACAGGGCUAGCUGGAGUCCUGGCUUCUACCAAGGGACUCUUCCCGAUGGGGUUACAAGAUACAUAACCAACGGCGCAGGAGUGUCUGCUCCGAGUGAAAACCUGGGAUUCUACUUCAGCGGAAUGCGAUCGCCGUCAUGGGGACCAAUUUACUACGAAGACUCCUCAGCGAAUGUGACCGCAAACACUCUUAUUGAAGUCGACAUGUCCGAAAUGAGAAGCGAGAAAUGGACGAACAACACGCUUCCUGACAACAUCCCGCCGCGCGCAAACGCCGAGUUGGCGUGGAUACCUGUGGGCGAGCAAGGCGUACUCGUGGCAAUUGGUGGAGUCACCGCCCCGGAAGAGAUAUGGCCAAUGGGUCUGAACGAUUCACAAAGUUCUGAAAGUGAAGCGCAAAGUCCAGGACUCAUGACCUCUAUUCCCGUCUACGAUAUCGCUUCAAACACCUGGUAUCUGCAGAACACCACCGGUCAGGCCCCGGGCCAGCUGACAGAGUUCUGCUCUGUCGUUGCGACAGCAAAAGACUCGUCGUCGUUUAACGUCUACAUCUACGGCGGCUAUGACGGCCUGAACGCCGCUGAUGAACCAUCCGACGACGUCUGGGUCCUCUCACUCCCAGCUUUCCAAUGGAUCAAGGCAUACAGCGGCACUAAAUCUCACGGGCGCUCAGGCCAUCAGUGUGUCACUCCAUACCCGGAUCAGAUGUUCGUCAUUGGCGGUGUUCACCAAAACCAAGCCAACUGCGUCGAAGGCGGAAUUGUCCAGAUCUUCAACCUCAAUACACUCGAGUUCCAAGAUACUUAUGACCCCGAGACGUGGUCGGAGUACGAAGUACCCGGUGUCGUGUCCCAAGCAAUUGGAGGCAAUGGUGCCUCCACAAAACGCGCCGCUACCCUGGAUGGCGAAUUGGCGUCCAUCUUUGCCAAACCCUACUCCAAAACAAUCACGCAUUAUUACCCAUACCCUGUCAACGGCUCAUCCGACGGCUCCUCUGGAGGCAGUGGAGGCUCGGGCGUCAGCAAAGGCGCCAUCAUUGGCAUCAGCGUCGCCGCCGCCGUGAUCGGUCUCCUAUUAAUCGUCCUCAUCAUCCUGCUCGUCCGCCGCCGCAGCAUCAUCCGCAGCGGCUCCUCCGACAAGUCAUCCCAUUCGAGCAACAGCCGGAUCUCCCGUUGGCUCAACGGCGCCUCCUGCGCAACAGCAGGUCAAAAACGUCCUUCACCCCAGCAAUGGCAAUCCACGCAGAGCUCCCGACAAGAAGUCCAGCAAAUCGGCCCCUAUGCCUCCCUACCGGACGAGUCAACCCCUCCUCUGCAACCUGUCCGCCACGAAAUGGCCAACACGACCGAACGGCCCAAGCCCCCGUUCGAACUGGCGACGGAUUACAACAACCUAGACCAUCCCCGCCACUCCGGCAUUGUCGACUACGCCUACAACACCAACUACGGCCACACGCAUUCCAACUCCAACUCGACCUCGAACUCGAACCCAACCUCGGACGAAACCUCCGCGUCCGCCAACCGUCCCUCCCCACCGAGUAACAACAGCCCGUCCCCCGCCAUGGGCACAGGCGCCUCCCCGCUACGCAACAUGCGCUUCCCGCCCGCCGGGCCCGCAAGCGACAUCUCCCCUCCCAGCCAAGAAACCUCGAAUUCCACCUCGUCGAACUACUCCUCCACCGGCACGUCCGAGACCCUGGCGUGGCCCCUGCCCGGCUCGCAGAACACAUGGCGCGGAACUCGCGGCUCGAGACCAGCCAACGGCAACAACAACAACAACGCCGCGGGCCUCGGCCCAAGAAACCCGUUCGAGCGCGAACACGAGCGCGACCGUGACCGCGACCGAAACAGCGAGAGUUCCUCAGUCCAGCCGAUCAUGGAGGAGCAGGAACCUGACUCGCCGCACUAUGCUCGCGGGUACCCCUUUGCGAACAAUGCUCAUGCUCAUGCCCAUGCUCAGGAGCUACCGACCGAGAGAGACGCGGACCAGGACAGGCGGUUCUCGUAUCAGCAUGGCAAUGAGAGCGCGAGUAGUGGGAUAGGCACGCUGCCUAGUCCCGUCGUGACGAAUGAGGGGGCCAUGUUGCCGCCGCAGGAUGAGGGCACGAGGCGAAGUCUGUUUGAGACGAUCAGCCCGGUGAGUCCGACGGUGGCGAGGAAUUGGCAUGGCCAUGAGAGGCGAGGCUGA